Messenger RNA from Lethenteron reissneri (Far Eastern brook lamprey), 3797 nucleotides. Its product is annotated as high affinity choline transporter 1-like. The record is from RefSeq and is a predicted model, not a curated record. Gene Ontology annotation, biological process: acetylcholine biosynthetic process; choline transport; transmembrane transport. Gene Ontology annotation, molecular function: choline:sodium symporter activity. Gene Ontology annotation, cellular component: plasma membrane. Lineage: Eukaryota; Metazoa; Chordata; Hyperoartia; Petromyzontiformes; Petromyzontidae.
UAGGAUCGGGGCUGCCCGGCGGGCCUGAAGUCGAAUACCUGAUUGAUUGCUGUUGCUAGUUUAUGGUGCACUCAGUCCACCAAUUAAAAGCCUCCUCCUCCUCAUGUUCCUCCUCAUUCUCCUCCUCACCCUCCUCCUCCCUCUCCUUAUUCUCCUUCUCUUCAUCAUCGGAGACGUUCAGUCUUGAUCAUCGGUCCUCUGAUCAAAUGUUUGCCAAACCGCUGUGUGGCUUUCACUUUCCCUUUGAUUCAUCUCCCCUCUCCCUCGCGCGUGCGAAGAUCGGUGACUCUCACAACGCGUUGAAUGCUUUUUCUUUUUGUGUUGCCGAAUGCUUUUCGACUUGAAGAGAGCAAACUCGAAUCGGAGGACCUCCACUGAGAAGCGAUCACAAUGGCAACGAACGUCGGCGGUUUGGUGGCGGUCAUCGUGUUUUACAUCGCCAUCCUGGCGACGGGCGUGUGGGCAUCGCGGAAGUCCAGAAAGACGGAGAAGCGAUCCAAAAGCAUGCGGAGCGAGAUGGCCAUGGUUGGGGACCGCAAAAUGAACGUAAUCGUCGGGAUCUUCACGACCACAGCCACGUGGGUUGGAGGGGCUUACAUCAACGGCACGGCGGAGGUCAUAUAUACGCCCGGAAUGGGCUUAGCGUGGAUGCAGGCUCCCAUCGGCAGUGCUGUCAGCCUAUUUGUCGCCGCGCUCUUCUUCGCAAAGCCCAUGCGCUCACGCACCUACAUCACGAUGAUUGACCCCUUUCAAAUCAAGUACGGAAAGUGGAUGGGGUCAAUCUUCUUCAUCCCGGCAGUCUUCGGAGACCUCUUCUGGGCAGCCGCCACUCUCACCGCGCUUGGCUCAACGAUCAGCGUCAUUCUGGACAUCGACAGGAUGAUCGCCGUGAUGAUUUCAGCCUUCGUUGCCAUCUUCUACACGCUUCUCGGAGGCCUCUAUUCCGUGGCUUACACUGACAUAAUCCAACUCGGCUUCAUCGCCAUUGGCUUGGUGGUGUGCGUGCCUUUCUCCAUGAUGAACCAGGCGGUGACCAACAUUGGCAACACCUUCACGCAGCCCCUCUACCAGGAGCCGUGGGUGGGCACCCUGAACCCCAGGGAUGUCACGCGCUGGCUUGACAACAUGGUCUACAUGAUCCUAGGCGGCAUCCCGUGGCAGGUGUAUUUCCAGCGCGUGCUGGCAGCGGGCUCUGUGGCCCAAGCCCAGUACAUCUCCUUCGUCUCGGCAUUCACCACCCUGCUGCUAGCAAUGCCACCGCUCCUCAUUGGCGCAGUGGCCGUCAGCACUGACUGGAAUAUGACCACCUACGGGUUGCCAACACCUCACGAGCGGGGAGAGAACGGUAUGAUCCUGCCCAUCGUGCUGCAGCACAUCUGCCCGUACUUCAUCUCCAUCCUGGGCAUGGGCGCUCUGGCGGCAGCCGUGAUGUCUUCCGCCGACUCGGCGCUUCUCUCGGCCAGUUCGCUCUUCACCAGAAACAUCUACGCGAAGCUCAUCCGUCCCAAGGCUUCCGACCGGGAGACGUUGUGGGUGCUGAGGAUUUCGAUUUUGGCCAUCGGCAGCAUGGCGAUGAUUCUGGCAAUCAAGACCGUGUCCACCUACAGCCUGUGGCUGCUGUGCGGAGACAUGGCGUACGUCAUCGUCUUCCCCCAGUUCUGCCUCGUCCUCUUCUUCCAAGCCAGCAACAGCUACGGCCUCGUCGUAGGCUUCGUCCUGGGCCUCUUUGUGAGACUCACAGGCGGCGAGGCCCUGCUCGGUCUUCCCGCGCUCUUCCACUACCCGGGCUACUACGAGGAGGGUGGCCUGGACUACCAGAUGUUCCCCAUGAAAACGCUUUCCAUGAUGGUCUCUUUGCUGAGCAACAUCGGCGUCUGUUACCUCACGCGCCACCUCUUCCUCUCCAAGAAGCUGCCGGCGCGGUUCGAUUUUUUCAACGAGUUCGGCGGACGGGGCAAGGACCCGGCGGACGGGACGGCGCCCUCCCGCGUCCCCCGCGGAACCGUCGAGCUGGCCGUAAUCUCGGACGAAGCGGUCGACCUCAAACACGAGAACGGCAGGGAGGGCAAGCCCGUGGAUGCUCUGCCUCAGUCCCAGUAACUCGUCCGGUGCGCAUUUACGGAUCGCAAGGAUUAGAAUCUAGAAGGUAAGGGGGCGGUAAAUCCAAUUUUGCUACCCCGGUUUACCCCAGGAUGCGUCCCUGAAUACUAGAACGUACAUCAAGUAGUACUUAAAUCGAAGAAAAGAGAGAUGAUGGAUUGUAACAUGGUACAGAACCUACUACUCGUGGCAGUCGGUACUACUACUAGAGAUGAGAUGGUGGAUCCUGACGUGGUACAGUACCUCGACAGAAGAUGCUCAGUAAACAAUUGCGCAUCCAUACUGCACAACUAUGAAAAGUAAGUGAAAAUUAUUGAUAUAUUACAAUAUAUCACCUUGUUCAAUUAAAAUAAUUGUAUUAUUAAUAGUUGUUUAGCAUAUAAAAAAUAGUUUACACUUGUACAAAAAGUCGCCAUGGGGGGGGGGGGAGGGGGGAUAUGUUAAUUGAGUACACUUGGAAGAGACGAUAGCCAAUCAGGGACGCUCUCGUUUGGGCGCCAUUUUGGCUCUUGAAUGUUCGCCAUGCAACGAAAAAAUUGCGUGGCUCGACGGUGAAGUUGGUAAUUCUCGAGUACGUCGUGGCGAGGUACACGGUGAGUAGAACGGGAUUGGGUAUCAGUAAGUCGAGGACGUUGUCGCCAAAAGUACGUGAUGCGGGAGGGUGUAAACCGGGGUAUUACAGGUAGAAACAACAGGUUCCACACUGCCCACCAGGGAUUAUUUGUCUGUCUGUCGUGCAAAACCACGCCCUCGAUUUGUAUUUCAUAGAGCGCUUCGGGCGGGCUCAGCACCACGUGAUGCGCUGUCCAACCAAGUUCCUACCUGCCCACUCCGAAGGAAUGUGUUGGUGUACAGUAGAACCCCCUCUCAACGACGGUAAUUGGUUCCAUGAUACCGGUCGUCAAAGUGAUCUGGUUGUUAAGCGAGUAUAUAGGAAAUACACGUUGAAGGCUUGAUUCGUUCCGGUAGCAUCGAACGCUGCUCCUUUUUACCGAAAAAAACGUACUUUAUAAUAUUGAAACAAUGGGUAUUAAUACGUAAAGAUGCUAACAACAUUAUAAAGACAAUAUUAAAAUAAAUGUGGUUCAUCAAUGCAAUAAAUUGAUAUUUACUGUACCUACAACAGAUUGUCUUUAACAGUGGAAUGGUCGGUAAGCGAACACAUUGGGCUCUAUGCAGGCACUGCACUACAAUAUACUACACUAUACACUACACUAUUAUACACUAUACACUACUAUAUACUACACUAAACACUACACUACUAUACACUACUAUAUACUACAUUACAAACUACUAUACACUGCACUACUAUACACUACAAUACACUAGUAUAUACACUACACGACUAUACACUACUAUAUACUACACUAUACACUACACUACUACACUCUACACUACUAUACUCUAUUAUACACUACACAUUGGGAUCUAUGCAAGCACUACACUACUAUAUACUACACUACACUAUUUUACACUAUACACUACUAUAUACUACACUAUAUACUACACUACUAUACACUGCACCACUAUACCCUACUAUAUACACUACACGACUAUACACUAGACUAUACACUACACUACUAUACACUAUUAUACACUACACUAUACACUACACACUACUAUACACUACACACUACUAUACACUACUGUAUACACUACACUACUAUACACUAGACUAUACACUAGACUAUACACUA